GCGCGUGUUCUCGGCCGGUGAACAUCAUGUCGUCGUGUCGCUGUGUCGCGCGGCUACGGUCGACUGUCGCGUGUAGCGCGUUUGCUGUCGCGUGCAGCGUGUUGUUUGUCGCUCUGUCGUGCGUGUCAGUGAUUGGUGAGGAGCUGAGCGACAGUUUGGAUGUCGAUGCUCUGGAUUUGGUGGAAGUUGACAAGGAGUUUAUUUUGAAAAAGUUGAAGAGGGAUAUUUUGCCUGGAGGUGGGAGUUCGUGCUACAAUGCCACCGGGCAUGCGCAGCGCUGUAUCCCCCAGUUCCAGAACGCGGCGUUCGGCAAAACGGUGAUCGCCACGAACACCUGCGGUCAGAACGGUCCGACGGAGUUCUGCCACUCGUACUCCUCGUAUGGAGCACCCUCCACGCACUCGUCACAACGCAAGACGUGUCAAAUGUGCUACGAAAACAGUCACCCGGCCUCCUACCUCACCGAUAAACACAGUGACAAGAAUGUCACCUGGUGGCAGUCCGACACUAUCAUAGAGGAUAUACAGUGGCCGCAUCAAGUUAACCUCACGUUGAAUUUGGGAAAGUCAUUCGAUAUCACGUUUGUCCGAGUGCAGUUCUACACCCAGAGACCGGAGAGCUUUGUCAUCUACAAGCGUCAAAAAACCUGAUGGCCCAUGGACACCCUACCAAUUUUACAGUGCGACCUGUCGAGACACGUACGGCCUCCCUGACACAACAUCGGCCAGAAGGGAGGAAGAGACCAGAGCCCUGUGUACAUCUGAAUACUCCGACAUUUCUCCCCUCACGGGAGGCAACGUCAUGUUUUCAAC
This is a messenger RNA of Nilaparvata lugens (brown planthopper), 812 nucleotides long. RefSeq names its product laminin-like protein lam-2. The transcript is spliced from 4 exons. Bases 27 to 650 code for a protein of 207 amino acids. NCBI's taxonomy places the organism in Eukaryota, Metazoa, Arthropoda, Insecta, Hemiptera, Delphacidae. The record is from RefSeq and is a predicted model, not a curated record.